GCGCCUCUGCUCCUUCCGAACGAUCACUUCCGGACAGAAAAAUGGCACAGAUGAGCUCUGUCAAAAAUCGGUUAUGUCGGGUUGUAAACAAUUUUGAAAAGUAUUAUGAUUGAAUUGGAAUAUUGGCUGCUUCAGGAGGCUUUUAGUGAGGUCAGGGCGUUUACCUAAACUAUAGCAAAGUCAAACUUGGUUAUACGGAGCUAAGGAGCUUGUUGCCAUCAAAAGACUGCAGGUCAGUCCCCCUGAAUCAGCCUAACUGCUGGUAACCCAUGAUAGUAAAUAGUUUUUUACUUGGACCCUUUGUUGAAAUCCUGCUUAGGUAGAAUAUUUCGGUGGAAAAUUUGCGAUGGAGGAAGUCGAUAAGAUCCUUAUUCAUGCUCUCAGACAAGUCGGAACUGAGGUAGGUGAGAACAUUGAGCGAGUCGGCCAAUUCACCAGUGAGCUGAUCGUGGAGGCGGUGGUCAGAUGUAUCCGGGUGAUCGAUCCGGGUCCCGGCGGCGUGCUUCCCACCACCCUGCCGCCGGGCAUGUCUGCCCGCUUCAGAGUAGGCAUGAGUCUUGCCCAGGCCUGCCAGGACAUUGGCUAUAAGGGAGAGAUUGGCUAUCAGACCUUUCUAUACAGUAAUGAACCAGAGAUUCGUUCACUGCUCAUGUUCCUGGUGGAGAAGCUGCCUAGAGAGAGCUCUGAGGCCUCAGACCAGCCAACAGGUAAAUCUGCUGUUCUCCAUAGAGCCAUCGCUACUGUGAUCAAAGCUCAGCUGGCUGUUUCCUGGGUGCCUUUGAAUUGCAGAUUGCCAUUACACGGUGAAACACAGAGUAGAGCAGCAUCACAAAAGUUUUCUGUCCAUCCCCUCAGCUUACCAUACUGCAAUGAAGGUCAGAAGUCUCUCAAAGAGGUGAAGGAAUACAAGCGAGACAUUCUUCUCCCUGCUACUGCUCAGUCUCCCAGUCAAACAUCAAUGGUGUCAUCCAUGUUGGAGCAACACAUGGCGGAUCUGAGUAGCACUCAGGAGUGGGAUACAGAGUGGAAAAGUCAGGGACUUCUGUACCGUCUUGCGCCACAGGAGUACCGCUCAAGGAAGCUGAAAAGAUUGCGCAAUCGUAUCAAGGAGCAGCUUCGUUCUGUUGCUAUGCAAUCUCCUGAAAGCAUCUACAGUGUUUGUCGACCCAGCUCCGAGCUCUCAGACCUCCUGCGGGCCUUCAGAGGGCCUGCCCCCUUUGACCUCAUCCUCACCAAGGGCACCCAUUUCACACACACUCAGAAGUUCACUUUUACAGAGGAAGCUACAGCUGUAAAAAGCCCGGUUCACAGUGGACGUCAUUCAGAGGGUGACACUCAGCUUCACCAACAGGAGGAGCUAGCGUUACUCCAGCAGCAGUUUCAGCAGCUCUGUAGUGAUAUUGACCAGAUAGCAGCAGACAUGAGGCACAGGAGUGUCACUUCUACUCAGGUGUUUGAUGAACUGAAGCAGAGGGAGCUUGAAAAUGCUAAAAAUCAGGAGGAUAUGCAGGUAAAAAAGACAACUCUAGAACUGUUGCCAGAUGCAGACAACAACUUGCAGAAGCUUCAGUCUCAGGUGGAAACUGGUGCAAGUCGGGUGGUAAAUCUGGCAUCUCAGUGGGAAAAACAUCGUGCUCCACUAAUUGAAGAACUACGCAGACUAAAACAAAUCUGCAGCAGCAAGGACCUGGAGUCUUCUACAAAACUUUCAGAGAUCAAGCAUCUACAUGAAAAAAUUUGCAUGGCCACAGAGGACGCAAAGAAGAAGGAAGAAUCAUAUAAGCAGCUGGGCAAGCAUUUUCAGUUCAGAGUUCUUCCAUUCGACCUCUCCCUGUCCCCGCAUGUGUUCAAGCGGAGCAUGGCCGCAGCCUUGUGUCCUCUGCAGGCCAAUGGAUUGAAGAUCCUGCCUUAUUUGGACGACUGGCUCAUCUGUGCACCCACAGAAACCCAAGCCACUGCAGGUUUUACAGGGUUAACUUGGCCGCCUUUCACCCAAUGGAGGGAAUCCUUUCCCGGCGCACACCGUCUUCCCAGUGAGGUGACUGAACUAGAAGGCCUUCCUCGUGAUGUAUCUCGAUCAGCAUACACUCAAAGAAUUCUCGAGAUCGUUGGCAAUAUCAAUAAACAGAAGGAGGAUAUUACUAAGAUUCUUUCAGACACAAAAGAGCUCCAGAAAGAGAUCAACAACCUGACCGGUAAACUUGACAGGACGUUUGCCGUAACUGAUGAGCUGGUGUUUAAGGAUGCCAAGAAAGAUGAGUCUGUCCGCAAAUCCUACAAGUACCUCGCUGCCUUGCAGGAGAACUGUAAUCAGUUGAUCCAAACAAUUGAGGACACUGGCACAAUUCUUAGAGAGAUUCGAGAUCUGGAGGAACAGAUUGAGACAGAAAACUGUAAUAAAACAGUGACUAACCUGGAGAGGAUUCUGGAUGACUACAGGGCAAUCCGUCUGGAGAAUUCUGCACUAGCUGCCAAAGUGAAAGAGGGCUAAGAGAAGGCAGUGCUCGGCCAAAAGAAAACCCUGGAGACGCAAAAGAUACAGCUCUUCAUCUCUAGCCCCUGACACAGAGGCUUGGUGGUCUUCGUACCAUGGCCUCCCCUUUGUCUACAGACAAGUUUUGAUUGUCCAUCCACUGGCUGUAUUAUUUCUGAAAUAGAACACUGAACAACAAAAGGGGGUGCCAUGAUGUGGUUUCAAAGGAUCUUGUUUAGUCUCAAAAUAUUUGAUACAUAAACUAAUAUGUUCUUCCCUUAUCAUAUUUGAACAUAAACUGUUAAUUAUAAUGAAAAUAAAUGAUUUUGAAUGUGAUUGAAUCAAAAUAUUUUCUAUAUCAUCAGCAAAAUAAUGUAUACAUACCAGCAUAAAUAAAGAUGCCUUAAAGAUUCA
Cyprinodon tularosa is the source of this 2887-nucleotide messenger RNA. RefSeq names its product coiled-coil domain containing 22 (gene ccdc22). The record is from RefSeq and is a predicted model, not a curated record. Gene Ontology annotation, molecular function: cullin family protein binding. Lineage: Eukaryota; Metazoa; Chordata; Actinopteri; Cyprinodontiformes; Cyprinodontidae. Gene Ontology annotation, biological process: positive regulation of ubiquitin-dependent protein catabolic process. The transcript is spliced from 18 exons. The coding region runs from base 347 to 2491 and encodes 714 amino acids.